Drosophila novamexicana is the source of this 1838-nucleotide messenger RNA. Its product is annotated as sorting nexin-29. NCBI's taxonomy places the organism in Eukaryota, Metazoa, Arthropoda, Insecta, Diptera, Drosophilidae. The record is from RefSeq and is a predicted model, not a curated record. Gene Ontology annotation, molecular function: phosphatidylinositol binding. The transcript has a single exon. Bases 129 to 1721 code for a protein of 530 amino acids.
UAAAAACACAGCUAUCGAUAUACUAGUUUAAAACAAUAUUAGCCAACACUAGUUAAAAAGAGAAUGAAAACGCAAAUAAAUAAAUAGCCAAACAAUAACAAGCGAAAUAUAUAUACAUAUGUAAAUAUAUGAAAAUGCCCGAAAGUGCAUUGCCAGAACAAAUUCGCACCACCCUAGGUGGCAGCACUUUCGGACAACGAAGAGAGGAUAUUUUUCGACGACUGCAGCAAAGUGCGCAACAAACAAGUGAAAUUUAUAGUGGAAAACGCGAACUAGCCACAGAGAAGGACGAUGUUGUGCAGGAGUUAUGCGAGGCAUUGGAAGAUACUCUUGCAUAUGGACUACGACAAAUGUUGAAUGUUUCAAUCACGGCUGCUAGCAUCUUUCAAAAUAUGCACGAGAUUGUAACAGGUGGCACUGGCGGCAGCAGCAACAACAAUGAAACCACAUUUUGGGAUUUUUGUGAGACACAGUUGACGCCACACGAAAGACAGCGAUUCGAGGAGCUCAAGCAAAUCUGGACGAAACACGGACGCGGCCGCGCUUUCAUACGCGCCACACUCAACGAGAAGCGGCUGCAGAGCCACGUUCUAACCUGGCUGAGCGACGAGGCGCAACUCCAGCGUUUCUAUACGCCCUGGUCGCUAUUGCUCAACGAGGAGGCAGCCAAGAAAUUGCCCGAAAUACUGGACAGCCUCAAGGAUGUACUCUUUGCCCUCAGUGUUGAAAAUCCUGAGCUCAAUGCGCCGAAACGACUGGCAGUGCCAGGAGUUGGCAUUGUGAAAGAGGAGCCCAUUAUAUACGCACCGCAACCUGUUCCAGUGGCCACGCGCAAGCCUGGACGCAUGGCGACGGCUGUCAAGCGACCGAUUGUGUGCGCCACAUCAACUGAGGAUUUGUUGGGUGCGCUCAGUCCGCGCCAAAUGCUGGAGGUGCAGCAGAUUACCUCGAAGGAUGCCAUUGAGCAGGAACUGAUGCCUUCAAUGCCAGACAUGCCCGUUUGUGCAACGCCCUGUGAUCCUAUAGAGCCCGAACUGGAAUUUCUGAAAACUCCGCUACCCGAUGUUUAUCCAACAGACCAAGAUCAAGACCACGAACAGGAACACACUAAUGAUGCGCAGGAACUCUUUGAGGACCGCAGUGAUACCUCCUCGCAGUGGAGCAAGUCAUCGUCCUCCGCGAACGGGGGCAGCAGCCAACAGACAAUGCAGCUGGCGGAGCAGGUGUCCCAGCUAAACGAACGUUGCGCCCUGCUGGAAACACGAGUGGCCGAGCUGAAGCUACAAAAUCGACAACUGAUUCGUCGUCUCACCAAGCAGUUCAACGAGACCGGGAUUGAUCCGACAUCGUCGUUUUGUUCAAACUUUCUGAUUACCAUUCCACAAGUGAAACUCGUUAAGACGCCGCGUUCAGGAUCGCAUUACGUCUACGAGAUGCACAUAACCAUGCGCCAGCGGCUGGAGCAUUGGACGCUCUUUCGUCGCUAUAGCGAAUUUAACAAACUACACAAAUCCUUGUUGCGCACGCAUCCCAAUAUUAUUGGCUCCAUUGAGUUUCCGCCUAAAAAGCAUUUUGGCAACAUGAAUCUCGUCUUUGUCGAAGAGCGUCGACAGCAGCUGCAAAUCUAUAUGUUAAAUGUUAUGGAGGCAUUGCCACAAGUGGAGGCGUGUAAAUCCAAAGCGGAAUUGCAAAAAGUGUUCCCAUUUUUUCGCGACCGAUAGCAUAGGCAGGCAUUCAGCCAAAAAAAAGUUGGACCAAACUUAAAAAGUUGAAAGUAUUCGUUCUCUAAUUAAGUUAUGUUUUGUUAUAUUUAUCAAAAUGUUUAUUUACAUGUAUAA